UAAGCGAGAGGACGUGACGGUUUUCCGCCAUUUUGGACAGUUGCACACAUUUCAUAAUUGUUCUUCACGUGGCUUAUCCUCCGGUCCCGCAUCAAACACACACAACACACACAUUUUACGUGAAAAACUCUACCAAUUGCAUUCUGUAGGCCUUGCCUGAUCUUCUAGCCAACUUCAAAAUCUCUCUCAACCCAAAAUAUCAAAUCCCAAUAAAUUUAUAGGGUUUCCAUUUCGUUUUCUUUGUUCUUCGAGUCGUAAUUUAUUUUCACUCUUUGUAGUUCUUAAGUCUAAGCAAUCACUCUCUUAAAUCUUGAUUUGUUUGCCUUUUAUUGAAUCUUUGACAUAUCGGAAAAAGGUUCAGGAUAAGUGUGACGAACUACUGCUUCUUACACUAUUGCUCUUUUGGACUUCUUUGCAAUUUAACAUUUGAAGAUCGUUUACCUCACUUUUGGAUGAUGACACACCAAAAACUUCUGUUACAGUAAUCUAGAAAUGAACAUUUCUGCUCUGUUGACUUCUUCUGGUAUCAAUACUGCAGUGUGUGCAGUGCUGUUUUCAUUGUAUUCCAUUUUAAGAAAACAACCAAGCCUUGUGAGCGUGUACUUCGGGCAAAAACUUGCUCAGGUGAGGUCAAAACGCAAUGAUCCAUUUUGGUUACAGAGAUUUAUUCCUUCUGCUAGUUGGAUAGUAAAAUCAUGGGUAGCGUCUGAGGAAGAAUUAUUCGCCACUGGAGGUCUGGAUGCUGUUGUUUUUCUCAGGGCAGUUGUUUUCAGUAUCCGAGUAUUCUCUGUUGCUGGUGUUAUAUGUUUGUUUCUUGUGCUUCCACUUAAUUAUUUUGGGAAAGAGGAGCAUAAACAUAUUCGAGAUGAGCAGUUGAGCGUUUUCACCAUUGAGGAUGUCAAGGAAGGAUCAAGAUGGCUUUGGGCACACUGUCUUGCAUUAUAUGUCAUAUCUUCUUGUGCUUGUAUUCUUCUUUACUUCGAGUACAAAAGCAUCACAAAAAUGAGAUUGGCAUAUAUUACAGCAUCUCAUUCCCACCCAAGUCACUUUACUGUACUUGUUCGUGCCAUUCCAUGGUCUCAAGAAGAAUCAUACGGUGUCAAAGUUGCUAAAUUCUUUACAGAUUACUACUCAUCAAGCUAUUUAUCGCAUCAAAUGAUUUACCAUUCCGGUGCAGUUCAGAAAUUGAUGACUGACGCUGAGAAGAUUUACAAUAUGCUCAAGUCCAACAGCAUGGACCAACAUUAUGGAUCACGACUAUUAAGAUGUGGCUUUUGUGGAGGAACUUCAACUUCUUUUAAGAUCCUUUCUCCCGAGCCUGAAAAUGGUAGGACUACAAGCUGCCUUGACAGUCCAGAUUUAAGGGAAAAGGAGUGUGGAGUUGCUCUGGUUUUCUUCAGGACACGUUAUGCUGCUUUGGUUGCUUCAGAGGGUCUUCAACAACCUAAUCCAAUGUCAUGGGUUACAGACUUGGCUCCAGAACCAAGUGAUAUAUAUUGGUCAAACCUAUAUGUACCGUAUCGAAUCUUUUGGAUCCGUAAGAUUGCCAUCCUAGUGGCCUUUAUUCUGUUUGUUACUUUCUUCCUUAUCCCUGUGGUGUUCACGCAAAGUCUUGUUCAUCUCGAUAAGGUGGAGAAAAUAUUUCCCUUCAUGAAGGACAUUACAGAGAGGAGGUUUAUGAAACAGCUGAUAACUGGAUAUCUGCCAAGCGUAAUACUCAUGAUCUUUUUGUCUAUUGUCCCGCCAAUUAUGAUGGUGUUUUCAACAUUGGAGGGCUCAAUAUCUCGUAGUGGCAGGAAAAGAAGUACAUGCAUUAAAGUCCUUUAUUUUGUAAUAUGGAAUGUAUUCUUUGCCAAUAUUUUAACGGAGGCUGCCAUUGACCAUUAUCAAGAUUCAAUUAUGAAAUUGGGAGAUCCGAAAACGAUACCUAACCAGCUUGCCAAAGCAGUUCCAUCAACGGCUACCUUCUUUGUGACUUAUGUCCUCACCUCAGGCUGGGCUAGCUUGUCCUGUGAACUGAUUCAGCCAUUUCCUCUUCUCUACAACUCAUUUUAUAGAUUUAUUCUUAGAAACAAGGAUGAUUCAAGUUAUGGCUCUUAUACCUUUCCAUACCACACAGAAGUUCCAAGAGUCCUCCUCUUUGGACUUCUGGGCUUCACUUGUUCAGUAUUGGCUCCUUUGAUAUUGCCCUUCUUGCUGGUUUACUUUUUCCUUGCCUAUUUGGUGUACCGUAAUCAGAUUCUUGAUGUAUAUGUCACAAAAUAUCAAAGUGGGGGGCUGUAUUGGCCAAUCAUACACAAUACAACAAUAUUUUCAUUGGUGCUGACACAAAUAAUAGCUUUGGGAGUUUUUGGAAUCAAACGGUCACCAAUUGCAUCGAGUUUCACCAUUCCACUGAUCAUAUGCACGCUCUUGUUCCAUGAGUAUUGCAGGCAACGAUUUCACCCAGUAUUUAAGAAGACGCCUGCAAAGACAAUCAUUGAUAUGGAUCGGGAAGAUGAGCAUUCUGGGAGGAUGGAAGAGAUUUAUCAGAAACUUCCAUCUGCUUAUUUCCAAAUCAACUCAGAAUCAAGGAGUUUGGGUAAAUCUUUGGAACUGAAUUGCCCCGAGAUUCAAGCUAAUAGCAGGGAAACUGGGAACAUCAGCAGGCUCGAAGAUCUAGAGACUCCAGGAAAAAUGUCUGCUCGACUACCUUAAUAAUCUGGGGUUGGACGCAGCCGUUGGAGAUAGAAUUGCACGUAAAGCAGAUUGAAUGAUUCGUAUAUGCAUAAUUUGUGCCUUUCUUGUCAAUUCAUAUGUGCGAUUGUCUUGAGUUUGGAAUCCGACAUGCACAUUUAUGAGGUUUGUAUAAAAAAGGACGCUCGCGGAGCCCUUUGUAAACUUUAUAGCAACAAGUUAGUAGCUGUGUGCCUGUGUAUGGAUAUUAAUGUUGUGUAUAUCCAAUUUUUGACUCGUGUACAGGAUGAAGAGAAGUGCAAGCAUCUGAAAUUUGGUUGUUGCAUAAACAUUGAUGUUAUGUAUGAAUGCCAAUUUACAUA
Messenger RNA from Olea europaea var. sylvestris, 3038 nucleotides. RefSeq names its product CSC1-like protein RXW8. The transcript has 12 exons. Gene Ontology annotation, molecular function: calcium-activated cation channel activity. The record is from RefSeq and is a predicted model, not a curated record. Lineage: Eukaryota; Viridiplantae; Streptophyta; Magnoliopsida; Lamiales; Oleaceae. Bases 493 to 2697 code for a protein of 734 amino acids. Gene Ontology annotation, cellular component: plasma membrane.